AUGGAACAAGAAUCAAGGAACUCUCACGAAGGAGGGUUAGACACUAACGAAGCUACUAAUGAGACUUUUGAGAGCUUAAAAGAGUCUGGCCCUCAAGACGUAGAUGUCUUUGAUACUAAUGAGGUCGAUAGGGAGACGUUUAUUGAAAAUAAAGAUAACUUAGUGGGGAGUAUCGGCAGGAAUGAAUUCGAGGACACUCAGAAUAACCCCACUAAGAUUCUGAGUUCCAGUGUCAAACUAGCAGACAAUUCUCGGGCACAAAGACCAAAGAAGAAGAAGCGUCGUCAGCAGGGAUCUGUGACAGGAGGAGGGUCUUUGCAAGCUUUGUUACAUGCUGGCACAUCUGAUGAUCACUUUUCCCAGAGCGAUUCUUCUGCAGUAUCAGAAGAGUCCAGGAGUGAGAAACGAACCCGAAAGAGGAAGUCUUUUGGCUCAAAAAGUCAAAAGAAGAAUCGUGAAAAGUACAGGAUGUACAUUCAUGAUGAGGCUGAAGAAGAUGAAGAUGGGGAAGAAAACACAAGAGAAGGUAGCCACGAACGUCCUAGUCGUAGGAAAAGAGACUCUCGCUCAUCAUCAGAGGACGAUGAGGAGGAGGAUGAUGAAGAAGGGUAUGACGAAUUGAAAGAUUUUAUUGCUGAUGAGGUUGAAGAAGAUGGCAUAGACGAUAGUUUGGUGUAUAGAGGUCCCCAUAUUUUGUCUCAAUCAGCUGUACAAGGAGAAAAGAAUCUUCUGGCCCCAAAUGAGAGAUCUGAUAUGGAUCAUGAAAGUUCAGAAGAUGACGAUGAUGACGAGAUUCUUCGGGGAGGUCUAGAAGAGGAUGAUUUAGCUUUAAUUGAGGAAAACACUGGAAUACGUCUCAACAAAGAUUCCCAAAAACACCGUUUAAAGAAGGUUUCUGAAACUCUUGAUUCCCAAAAGACGUUGGUUGGUAAGAAUAUUGGAGAUUUGGAGGAUCUUCUUUUCAAUAAUGGUGAUGAUGGAGUUUAUCAGGAGGAAGACCCGUUACAUAGACCUAGGGAUUUAGAUCCUGCCCCUGGAAUUGAUUCUGAGGAUUCUCAAGACUCUGAUGACUGGAUGGUAGAUGAUUUGGAUGAAAGAGGCCUUCGAGGUGAUGAGUUUAACAUUAUUCAGUCAGUUUUUGGAGAUUAUGAUACAGUUAUGGAUAUCCUUAUGAACAAGGUUUCAAAAGUUAAAGACAUAACAGAAAGUUCUAUAAUUGACUCUGAAACUGUGAAUAAUCCCAAAUUUACUAAAACAUCUGAAGAAUUUGAAACCGAAAAGACUAUAGUAGGUGGGGAUCACGAAAUAGAUAUGGUGGAUGAUAUAGAUGAGGAACUUUUUGGUGAGAGUCCUGAGAAAGAAGAGGGAGAGGUAGAGAACAUUCAAGAUAGAAUGAAGAAAACUACUCUCCAAACUUUGCAUAGUAUUUCCGAACCAGCUGAAUUAGAGGGGCAAUUUCUUACUGACUUUGAUGGUGAAGUUAAAUACGUUGACAUCCCUGAAAGACUUUAUUUAUUAUACGGAACCCGCUGGAAGUCACUAAAAGAAAGGAAGAUUGGUAAGGAAGAGUUACAACAAGAGGCAAUAUGGAUUUCUAGGAAGUUCCUACAGACUUACCCAGAACUUUUUAAAGAGGAAUUGUUAAGGAGAUCUCACAAUCUUGAGUUUAAGACAUCUUUUCCAUAUGUCUCAAAUGGUGGUGUGUUACAAUUAGUUUCUAAUGCAGUUUUCUCAGUUCUGGAUUGGCUUCUAAAUGAAAGGUUGGAUAUACCAUAUAUCUCUUUACACAAAAUGCAUUUAAUCCAGCCUCCUCUUAAUGAUUUUCUUCUCGGAAAGAUAGUUUUUUUGGAUUCUAUAUACUAUAAGCUUAAGCUAUCAAUUGAAAGUUUUCAACAGAAACUUUUAGCCGUUCGUGAAAAAAAGUCUGUCUCAGAUAUAUUUAGACUUACUGAGUCCCGUGAACUUCCUGAAGAUCAUAUAAUCCAGGCAUUCCUUUCUGUAUCUGGCUUACAAGAAACCCUAAAGUCUAGUUACUACUUUGAUUCAUCCAGAGACAUUGAUAAUAUUCGACUUUAUUUCAUGUAUCACAUAGAUACACCCAGAUUCAGACAAAUAGAAGAAAUUACUAUUGGAGACCCAUCAAACACUUCCAAAGGAACAGAAAUUGGCCAAAACAGUCAAAGAAAUUUAAACAGAAAACAUAGGAAGAACUAUAUGAUCGAGUUUUUUGAAUAUAUUGAAGUAAAUGAGCUCUUUAAUGUUUGGAGUCCCUACAUUGUUUCUCCUUAUGUGUUGUCUCUAUACUUGAAGAGUUUUACAUCUCCACAAUUUCAUUGUUCGACACCAACAGGAGGUAUUCCAGGACUUCCAAAUACAUUUAGUCUCCUACCUCCUGGAGGCCCUGUUUUAGAGAACUCCAAGACAGCUCUUUAUAAAUGGUUGGACAAGUUAGUGAGACAAGAUAAUCCAAUGUUUUCAACCAGCGAAAAGGUUUUGGAAUCAGUCAUCAUGUACGAAGCCAGACGUCUUGCAAGUUUUCCAGCAAUUCGAGCCAAGACAUUUGAGUAUUUUCUUUCUAAUGCUUGCAUAACUACAGUGACAACAAUCAAGGGAGAGAAGACAUUGAGCCCAAAUGGAGUCUUUUGGCUUGCAAAGAGACUCUUUAGAAAACCUGUCAACACACUCUUACCUGGGACUUAUCUUCCACUAAAUGAUGACACUGGCUCAGAUUCCCAAAACAACAAUUCCAAUAUGUUGUUUGAUGGAUGUUUAUGUUCUGAAGUACUGGAACUUGAGAGACGCGGAUUGAUUGAACUUAUAGUUCAUCCUCUAUGUAUAGAUGAUCCCGCUCCUUGGAGAGGAUCAGAUGGAGAGGCAAAAAUUAAGGAGCGUUUCCUACAUGAAGUUGGUCUUCUUGAUUCUGGAAUAGAGUCAAACAUGUCUAAUUCUCUUCAGAAAGGAUCUCUACCAACUCCAAUUUUAAACAGAUUUGAUCAAGAAUUUAGAAUGUAUGUCAAUAGUGAUAAUAUUGAUAACAGAAUUGUUAGGAAUAUACUAGACGAACUGAAGUAUGGGUAUGUUAGUAUUUCAGGCUCUAUUUGGAGUAAGCUUGUUCAAAUUCCUAUUUUACAUAGACUAAUUGAGAAGGAGCUUUUUCCAAGUUUCAGAACUGAAGUAAUUAAUUACCUCAAAAUGAGAUCCCAAGAAUAUAUUGCCGAACUUUGCUCACUAAAUCUUCAGAAAAGACUUAGAGUCCUUCCUCCAAAGCACCCAGAAAGAGAUGAAUCAGUAGCUGAAGGUCAAAGAACUAAGUCUGGAGAAAAUAAUAAGGGGGAUAGAUCCAAGGAAGAUAACCAAUAUGAUUCUGAAGAAGACGAUUUCGAUAAUUAUUCUGGUAAUAAUAUUGAUAGUGAUGAUGAUAACUUUCUUUCAAAAAGAUCUAAAAAUUCAAAAUGGAGAGGAACUUCUGGGGAUGAUUUUAACAUAAUUAGAGAAGAAUACAACACAAAUUGGGGACUCAAUGUAAUAUCAUGUGUGGUUGAAAAAGCUCAAAAUGGGUUUAAAGUUUGUGUAGUUUCUUUGGAUAUAUUUGGAGAACUUAGAGACUUUUUGGUUUUGGACCAUUUGUUAGGUAAUGUAUCUUUUAGAAAUUCUAAAUAUAAUGACAAGAAUAACGAGAGAGACGCCCUAGGCUCUUUGGAAUCUCAACGUUUUGACGAGGAUAUGGAGAAUUUAACCCGGUUCGCAAAGAUGUACUAUCCACACUAUGUUUGUGUGGGGAUUUCAGAUAGAAAGAGCUUGGAACUAGCAGGUUUGUGGAAUAAUAUUCUUAAGAAAGUCAAAAAGAAAGAUCAGAAAUUCACUCCUGGAUUUUUAUUUGUUUCUAUGGAUGUCUCACGGGCCUUAGUACGUAGAUCAGUCACAGAUCAAAGAACUUCAGGAGCUCAAAAACCAAAAGGUCUACAAUCGGAGUAUCCAAUGUAUGUAAAUCUUGCAGUUUCUGUAGGAAGACUUGUUCAGAAUCCUUUGGCUGAACAGUUGCAGCUUUGGGAAGAUUCAGGUAAUGAAAUUGAGAGUGAGUUAAGUACAAAUACCCUUGGUUUGGAUAAUGAUAUUGUACUUGGAAGCUCCUCAUCAUCAACGGGAGCAAAGGAUUGGUUUAACCCUAUUACAUGCUUGAGAUUGCAUAGGCUUCAGGAUGUUGUAGAUCCCAAAAUGCUACAAUUCCAUCUGUUACUAGCUAUUCGUUCAGUUGUUGGUAACUUAGGUGUCCAGAUAAAUAGGAUGAAGGGUCAUUCCCACUUACAGUCUCCACUCAAGUUUGUUAGUGGUUUAGGUCCUAGGAAGGCUAAGUCUUUGGUAUCAUAUCUUGAUUCCCAUCCAGGUCCGAUUUCCACUAGAAGCCAAUUAAAACAAGAUGAUCAUUAUUCUGAGACAAAACAGCGAAAAGGGGCCGGUAACAAUGAUUUCUAUGAAUAUGAUUUCCGAGAAGGUGAAGAAAAUCAGGCUGGUUGUCUCACAAAGAAUGUUUACUUAAAUGCUCAAGUAUUUCUUAGAGUUGAUGAAGAUAGUUAUAAUGAAAAGGAAUAUAACAAGAAUUUAAAUAUAUUCGAUAUAAGUAGACUAAGUGAUGAGGAAGACAAGGAGUUGGUUUUAACCAUUCUCGGUAAUAUUCGUGAUCAAGUCUCCGAAGAGACUGUAUCUGGAGGCAGGCAAAAGUCGAAGGAAAAGGAUGAAACAUUACUUUGGACUUGGAUCUCAAAAAGAAGUUCCAAGCUUGAGACUCUUGAUCUUGAAGCUUAUGCAAAGCUUAUGUAUGAAAACCAAGACAGACCAAGAUUACUUCCUUAUCUUAACAGAAUGCUUAGAGAACUCAAAAAACCUUAUGAUUGUUCAUUUGUAUCAAGGGAAUUUAGGGGAGUUGAGAAAUCUAGACAACUCAGAGAAUCUUUAGAGAUUUCUAGAGAAGAUCUAUUUAUUGGUUGUGAGAUUACAUGUAGAAUUACAGCGGUUUUAAGCAAUGCUAGGGGACCUUCCAGAUGUCCAAUUUCUCUUUGGUUUGACCAGUACAAUAUGAAGGUUAUACUUGAAGAUUUUGAAUCUUUGUGGGUAGAGCUUCUGGACGAGUUCCCUAACUUACAGUCAGCUUCUUUUGACUCUUUGUUCAAGGUGAAUACCCCUUUACAAGCCAUUGUCACCAAUAUAGAUUUUUCACAACACUGCUUAUUUGUCUCUAUGUCUCAAAGUAAAGUAUGCAACAUACUAAAUUACCUAAUUGAUGGAGUAUGGAGACAACAACAGUACCGUCUUGAUAUGAUAGAUAAACACAGACAUGAAAGUAGUUCUGUAGGAUCUCAGUCUCAAGGUGGACAAGUAAAUAGUAAUUUAGACACAUCUUCCAUUUCUAUGGCCAAUAUGGCAAUUCAGGAGUACCGAAAAAAUGACUUUAACUUAUUGCAGGACGAUCUUUCUGCCUUAAUUUGGACUGAUAUUCGUCAUUUUGCUUUUAUAUUGUUCAAAAAGAAUUUGAAUGUGUUAUCUACAAGUUCAGGACUGAAUUUAAGUUCUGGCCUAGGUAAGAAUGGUAAUGGAUCAGGAGACAGGCUUUGGGAGAGAGACGGAAGAGGAGAUGGGAAGUAUCAUGGAACAGUAUUACGUACAAUUCAUCAUCCAAACUUCAGGAGUUGGUCUCACGAACAAAUCGUUGAGCAUAUGAAAGUGGAAACAAUACCUCUAGGAGAGGUUAUAAUUAAAUCUUCAACUAAAUAUAUAGAUAAGCUGAAUAUGUAUAUUAAAGUUUGUGAGAAUCCUUUUAUGUUUAAGGUUAUUAACAUAGAUGAAUUUGAUCAAAGGCUUCCUGGAGAGCUUGGAAGAAGACUUAGAAUAGAUGACUCAGAUUUUAAUGAUAUUGAUCAAAUCCUGAUUCAGUAUGUACAUCCUUUAAAAGUUCAUCUCUCUAGUGUAUUUACCCAUCCCAAGUACAGAUCUAAUAUGGAAUAUCAGAAUUUAGUUACUGAGCUCUUAGUAGAAUCCUCAAAUAGUGGUAACUCUAUUGUAUGGGGUAUCACAGCAGAUAAGCAGAUUCCUUGUAGAUUUCAUUUAAUUUCUGUUCCUCCAAAUUCUAGAGUAGGCUCAAGUGGGGCCAGAAUCCACUUUGAAGAUGGAAUUUAUGUUAAUCAUAAGGGUUUCCAACUUUGGAGGAAAUCUGAGAAUACUUUAAGAAAGUUACUGAAUUGGUGGAAAACUGAUGGGUUCUUUAAGAGAUCCAAACACUUAGAGGAUUAUAAGAGAUAUAAAGAAUAUAUGGUGAGACAAAAGCAAGGAAAGACAAGUUCAGAGAAUGACUUUGGGUCAAGAAAGUUUGGAGCUUCUCACCAUAAUACCUAUCAUCAUAGUUCUGGUGGAGCUGGUUUUGGGAAUGUAGGUGGAACUGGACACCAGAGCCAGCAUUCAGGGAAUUACUCACACUCUAGACAUCACGCCGUUGAAAGCUUUAGCAGUCAGGCUGGUGGAAGCCACAGCAAAGCUGGUGGAGGAGCUCCUCAAUAUGGUUCUCAUUUUCACUCUGGAGGAUUCAGAAAAUCUUUUCAUGGGUAUCCUCCUCAAAUGGAGGGUGGUUCUGCUCAUCAUUACCCACCUCCAAUUCCCGAACCUUAUGAAUCUGGCUUCCCAAGUAAUUAUAGAUACUCAAGAAGAUAA
Cryptosporidium ubiquitum is the source of this 6699-nucleotide messenger RNA. RefSeq lists its product as uncharacterized. The transcript has a single exon. The record is from RefSeq and is a predicted model, not a curated record. Gene Ontology annotation, molecular function: nucleosome binding; histone binding. The coding region runs from base 1 to 6699 and encodes 2232 amino acids. Gene Ontology annotation, biological process: transcription elongation by RNA polymerase II; mRNA transcription by RNA polymerase II; positive regulation of transcription elongation by RNA polymerase II. Lineage: Eukaryota; Apicomplexa; Conoidasida; Eucoccidiorida; Cryptosporidiidae. Gene Ontology annotation, cellular component: transcription elongation factor complex.